UACAUACUAAUGAGCGUUUAUGUUAUCUCGAUGAAUAAAUGUUGCAUGUAGUUAAUUGCAUAUGAGUGAAAUGCACAUGUUUUCAGCACCACAGUAAGGACAGCUCCUCUUUCACUCAGUGAUGUUUUCUGAGUGUGCAGUACCGGUUUUUAAAUACCUUAUAGGUAAAGCUAUAAGUUAUUUAUAUGCAAUGUUGUACAUUGUGUAAUAAUAAUAAUAAUAAUAAUAAUAAUAAUAAUAAUAAUAAUAAUAAUAAUAUCACCGUCACUAAUCCUCGUCAUGAUCCUCCUCAGUAUCGUAAACUUCAUCUUCAUUUUUUUUUCUUUUAUUCCAUUUUUUUAUCGCUCAUCCUAAGUCAAGUUAUUAGUGUUCAUAUUUUGUCUGCAGGUGACGCUGUUUAACAAGAUAAAAUACAACAGUUUCGUGUGUCUUCCUCUGUUGUGGGUGUUGUUGUGUGAGAUCCUGCCAGGGCUGAUGACUGCAAGCGCUGCAGUCGUCAGGAAAUGGAAAUUUAUGGGGAAAUAAUACACCAACUCCUUGUUUUUUCUUGUUUGCUAAGAAAAUAGAUUUAAUGUGAAGGAGCGGAUACUGGAAAAGGCUUGAAAAAUCUUUCUUUGACGAUUUUUUUCCCCCUUCUUCUGUUCUCAGAGUUAAUCUUACAAUAAUGGCGUUUCAGCAGCCCUCUCGGAAAUGGCGUUUUCUUUUCUGCUUUCAGUGGAUACAAGCUGUUUUGCUGUUUUGUUCAUCCCAUACGGUUUCUGGACACAUCCGCUACUCUAUUCCAGAGGAGAUGAAGAAGGACUCUCUUAUCGGUCAUAUAGCGCAGGAUUUAGGUUUGGACCUGAAAAGACUCCGUGCUGGUCGGGCCCGCAUCGUGACCGGAGAGAGCGUCCAGUACACCGAGCUGAAGGCAGACAAAGGGACUCUCGUAGUGAGUGAAAGGAUAGACCGAGAGCAGCUUUGCGGAGAGGCAGCCUCGUGCAGUUUCAGCUUUGAAGUGAUUUUAGAAAACCCGAUGGAGCUGCAUCCUGUAACAAUUGAAGUGCUGGAUGUGAAUGAUCAUAGCCCCGUGUUUAAGAAAGCACACAUUAUGUUAGAGAUCAGUGAGUCCGCUAAUCUCGGAGCGCGGUUUGUGUUGGACAAGCGCGGAGGAUCCUGACGUUGGCGUUAAUGGCUUGCAAAAUUAUAUUUUAACCCCGAACGAAAAUUUCGUUUUAAAGCAGCAUGUCAGUCCGGAGGGGAGUAAAUAUGCAGAGAUGGUUCUG
Messenger RNA from Xiphophorus hellerii (green swordtail), 1265 nucleotides. Its product is annotated as protocadherin gamma-B5-like. Gene Ontology annotation, biological process: homophilic cell-cell adhesion. Lineage: Eukaryota; Metazoa; Chordata; Actinopteri; Cyprinodontiformes; Poeciliidae. The transcript has a single exon. Gene Ontology annotation, molecular function: calcium ion binding. The coding region runs from base 665 to 1159 and encodes 164 amino acids. The record is from RefSeq and is a predicted model, not a curated record. Gene Ontology annotation, cellular component: plasma membrane.